Messenger RNA from Hemiscyllium ocellatum (epaulette shark), 2194 nucleotides. Its product is annotated as zinc finger protein 229-like. Gene Ontology annotation, biological process: regulation of transcription by RNA polymerase II. The coding region runs from base 428 to 1621 and encodes 397 amino acids. Lineage: Eukaryota; Metazoa; Chordata; Chondrichthyes; Orectolobiformes; Hemiscylliidae. The transcript has 2 exons. Gene Ontology annotation, molecular function: RNA polymerase II cis-regulatory region sequence-specific DNA binding; DNA-binding transcription factor activity, RNA polymerase II-specific. The record is from RefSeq and is a predicted model, not a curated record.
GUUGGUCCAUGAGCUUCUGAAGCUGCUAAACCCCCCCCUCUCUCUCUCUCUCUGAAGGAAGAUUGAGCUUCACCCCAGACUGCAACUUCCUUCCUCUGUCCAAAUAUCUGAAGAUAUGUGGAAAGAAACUUGAAAGCAAUUGAUCCAUCAACUUCUAACAGAGCUCCUUGAUUCAUUGGGACUUGAAUAUCAGUAGCCAUUCAAAUUGAGGGGAAAUGUUUGCUUUUGUCUGCUUGAGAGAUGGUGUGGCAGGAAGAAUACUGAGACACCCAAGUGAGGGAUAUUCAGUGCGCUGUCUGUGAAAAGUGUUUCAAACCAUUUACUCAGCUUGGGGGAAUCAAAAUCUCACCCCUCACGGUGGGGAGAGACCGUGUACCCGUUCUGUUUGUAAUUUCAAACCCAGAGUGACACAAGGAAAGCUCUCCCCAUGGAGAAACCGUGGAAAUGUGGGGACUGUGGGAAAGGAUUCCCUUCCCCCUCGGUGCUGGAAAUUCACAGACGUGUUCACACCGGGGAGAGGCCGUUUGUCUGCCACUGUUGCGGGAAAGGGUUCAUUCAGUUGUCUCAGCUGCAGACACACCAGCGUGUCCACACCGGGGAGAAGCCGUUUAUCUGCUCAGUGUGCGGGAAGGGGUUUGCGAAUUCUUCCAACCUGCGGGCGCACCAGCGGGUCCACACGGGAGAGAAGCCCUUCACGUGCUUGGUGUGCGGGAAGGGGUUCGCUCAUUCAUCUACACUGCUGAUCCACAAGCGGAUCCACACCGGGGAGAGGCCGUUUGCGUGCUCCGAGUGCGGGAAGGCUUUCCGUCGCACGAGCAACUUGCGGAAGCACGAGCGGGUCCACACGGGGGAGAGGCCCUUCAGGUGCCCCGAGUGCGGGCAGGGGUUCAGUCAGAGGAGUGACCUGCGUAAUCAUGAGCGGGUCCACACCGGUGAGAGGCCCUUCACCUGCCCCGAGUGCGGGAAGGCAUUCCGUAAUGUCGGCAAUCUGCGGAUGCACCAGCGGGUCCACACCGGUGAGAGGCCCUUCACUUGCCCCCAGUGCGGGAAGGCCUUCCGUCACGUGGGCGACCUGCGGAAGCACCAGCGGCUCCACACCGGGGAGAGGCCGUUCACCUGCCCCGAGUGCGGGAAGAGAUUCCAUCAGGUGCGCAACCUGCGGAAUCACGAGCGGGUCCACACCGGGGAGAGGCCGUUCACUUGCCCAGAGUGCGGGAAGGGAUUCAUCGAUUCUUCCGGCCUGCUGACCCACCAGCGGGUCCACACCGGGGAGAGGCCGUUCACCUGCCCAGAGUGCGGGAAGGGAUUCAUUGAUUCUUCCGGCCUGCAGACCCACUGGCGGAUCCACACCGGGGAGAGGCCGUUCACCUGCUCCGUGUGCGGGAAGGGAUUCAGUCAUGUGGGCAAUUUGCGGCAGCACGAGCGGGUCCACACGGGGGAGAGGCCGUUCACCUGCCCCGUGUGUGGGAAGGGAUUUAUCAAUUCUUCCAGCCUGCUGACUCACCAGCGGGUCCACACCGGGGAGAGGCCAUUCACCUGCUCCGUGUGCGGAAAAGCCUUCACCCGCUCCUCCCACCUGCAGAGACACCAACGAGUUCACGUGCCAAAGCAGGGAAAUUGAAGGAGCGACAGACAAGUGCCAUUUUCGAUUCGAACUUUCAGUCCAGUUCUGGGGAGGUGCGAGGUUCGAAUCCCACCAUGGCAGAUGGCGCAAUUGAAAUCUGCAGUUCCGAAUCAAACAAUGAAACCAUUUUCAGGGGAAGAAAAGCCGCAUCUUAUUCACUCAUGUUCUUUUUAGAGAAUGAAGCUGCUGUUGCAGGGAAGGAUUCACUCAGUCAUCCCAGCUGCAUCCUUUACCCAGUCCGGCCUAUGUGUGACUCCAGACCCACAGCAGUGUGGUUGACUCUUGAUUGCAGCCCCUCCACCUCCUGCCUAUGAGCUGGAGAAACACACUUGUAUACAGUGUGUAGGCUGAAAUUGCUGAGUGAGGCAAUAGUUCCUGCAGGUGAAGGCUGUACCAAGGAUCCAAUAACAAAGGGAUAAUUUGGUGCUGACCAAUAUAAAGAAAUUGGGGGAAUGGGGAGUGUGUGCACUUUGACCUUGAGCUGUUUUUUUUUAAAAAAGCUAGCUUUCAUACGCCUUUUUGCUGGGAAAAUCUGAAGCUGUAAUGAAGGUGGGUCGCAAUAAAGGUUAC